AUGUCGCAGGCCGUCGCUGCCACGGGCGCCGACCCGGACGCCGUGCAGCGCUUCAUCGAGGCCCUCUUCCUCGCGCAGCCGUCUGCCGAUGGCGUGCGCGAGGCGCUGCGCCGCUACACCAGCCGCACGCACGUUGCCGGCACCGCGGCGGACCGCGAGUCGGCGCUGGCACUCAUGAUGGAGUGGGGCACGGCGCUCGACGCCGACCUGCCGGCGCCCGACAAGCGGGAGGAGCUGCUCUUUGACGCGGGCGUGAGUGGAGCCCGCUGUGCGGCACCGCCGCACCCGCUCGGCGAGCCGCGCGUGUGGACCGACACGUACUCGUCGUGGCUCAACUACCCCGUCUCGGCCUCGCUGAGCCUCAGCGAGCCGGGCGCCGCCAGCCCCUACUGGACGGCCGCGCUCAAGGAGGACGUGCUGCCGGGCGCCGCCGAGGGCAUGCCCGUGUUCCACGGCUACUCCAAGAGCGGCUCGGCCAGCGGCCCCGUCGUGUACGCGGCGCUGUGCAGCAAGAAGGACUUUGAGCGCCUCGCCGCGCUCGGCGUCGAGGUCAAGGGCGCCGUGACGCUGUGCCGCUACGGCGGCCCGUUCCGCGGCCUCAAGGUGCGCGCCUCGGCCGACGCCGGCGCCGUCGGCACGCUCAUCUACAGCGACCCGGCCGAGGACGGCGAGAUGACCGAGGCCAACGGCCACGCCGCGUACCCCGACGGCCCGGCGCGCAACCCGUCGUCGGUGCAGCGCGGCUCCGUGCAGGCGCUCUCGAUUGCGCCCGGCGACGCCUCGACCAUCGGCUACCCGUCGUACCGCAACGCCACGCGCCCCGCGCCCGAGGACUGCGACUCGCUGCCCGCCAUCCCGUCGCUGCCGAUCUCCUACGCCGACGCCAAGGCGCUGCUCGUCGCGCUGCAGGGCCACGGCACGCGCGCCAAGGACGUCGGCGAGAACUGGGAGGGCAAGGUGCCGGGCGUCGACGAGUACUGGACGGGCCCGAGCGAGCACAUUGCCGCGCUCGACAACCAGAUGACGGACAUUGCCGAGACGCACGACAUCUGGAACGCGUACGCGCUCAUCCCGGGCUUCCUCGAGGACGAGCUGGUCGUCAUUGGCAACCAUCGCGACGCGUGGACGUUCGGCGGCGCCGACCCCUCGAGCGGCACGGCGACAACGAGCGAGGUGGUCAAGGCGCUCGGGGCGCUCACCAAGAUUGGCUGGCGCCCGCUGCGCACCAUCCUCAUCGCCUCGUGGGACGCCGAGGAGUACGGCCUCAUCGCGAGCACCGAGUUCGUCGAGGACUACCCGAAGUUCCUCGAGCGCGCCGUGGCCUACCUCAACAUCGACGUGGCCGUCGCCGGCUCGCAGAUCGACGCGCAGGCCUCGCCCUCGCUCGCGGGUCUGAUGCUCGACGCCGCCGCCGAGAUCGCCGACCCCGAGACCAACGGCACGGCCAACAUCAAGCUCGAGUACCCGGGCCCGCUGGGCUCCGGCUCGGACUUUACCGGCUUCCUGCAGCACCUCGGCAUUGCCUCGACGAAUGUCGGCUACGGCCGCAAGAAGACGGACCCCGUGUACCACUACCACUCCAACUACGACACGUUCGAGUGGAUGGAGCAGUUCGGCGACCCGACGUUCGAGCGCCAUCUGGCCGUGUCCAAGCUGCUGGGCCUGACGGCGCUGCGCACGGCGUCGGCCCUGACGGUGCCGAUUGACACGGCCGCCUACGCCAAGCAGCUGUCGGUGUACCUCGGCAAGGUCGACAAGCUCGUCGACGAGGCGAAGCUGCCGCACGUCGCAGACGCACGCUUGCGCAAGGACCUGCACAAGCUGGGCGGAGCCAUCAAGAAGGUGCAGCACAACGCGGACAAGCUGGAGAAGCGCAAGGCGCACCUCGUCAAAGAGGUCAAGGCGCUGCUCUCUGGCCACAAGAAGGGCUACACGGAGCUGCUGGCGCAGCAGGCGCCGCUCAAGAAGCACAAGCACGGCAAGCCCGACGACUCGGAGCGCCUGCGCGCCCUGCUGCUCGCCAUUCGCGAUGCCAACGCGGCCAGCAAGGCGUUUGAGCGCGGCUUCAUCUCGAAGCACGGCCUGCCGCUGCGCCCGUGGUACCGCCACCUCGGCGUCGCGCCCGGACGCUGGCUCGGCUACGGCGCGACGACCUUCCCGGCGCUGACCGAGGCCCUCACGCUCGACGGCGGCAAGGGCGCGAGCGAGGCCGCGCAGGAGCUGGCGGAGAAGCUCGAGCGCCUGGCCCACACGAUCAAGCCGCACGGCCACCCGCACUUUGCGCACGCCCACUGA
Tilletiopsis washingtonensis is the source of this 2295-nucleotide messenger RNA. Its product is annotated as Zn-dependent exopeptidase. The record is from RefSeq and is a predicted model, not a curated record. Gene Ontology annotation, molecular function: carboxypeptidase activity. The transcript is spliced from 5 exons. Bases 1 to 2295 code for a protein of 764 amino acids. NCBI's taxonomy places the organism in Eukaryota, Fungi, Basidiomycota, Exobasidiomycetes, Entylomatales.